Messenger RNA from Uncinocarpus reesii 1704, 2526 nucleotides. RefSeq lists its product as uncharacterized. The record is from RefSeq and is a predicted model, not a curated record. Bases 1 to 2526 code for a protein of 841 amino acids. Gene Ontology annotation, molecular function: sequence-specific DNA binding; protein binding; DNA-binding transcription factor activity. Gene Ontology annotation, biological process: regulation of ribosomal protein gene transcription by RNA polymerase II. NCBI's taxonomy places the organism in Eukaryota, Fungi, Ascomycota, Eurotiomycetes, Onygenales, Onygenaceae. The transcript has 2 exons. Gene Ontology annotation, cellular component: nucleus.
AUGGCGGCGUCGCUGAUGGGGCAAGCGCCUCAUGAUGCGGCGCCAGAGAGGUCAACGUUCGAGCUCCAGGCCGACCGUUGCGAGCCUCCUCCCGCCCGCGACGUCACUCCCAAGCUCGAAGCAUCCGAUACCGCGACGGUUGAUCAAUUCAAAGCGGUUUCCAAGACUGCUUUUCUGGCUUUAUCCGGUAUGGCAUAUGAUGAUUAUAAGAAACAGACCGAGCGUGAAAAGCAAACUGCCGCAAGUGCCCUCCUAGCACAACUAUUAGCAGGCAAACCGUCGGAGGAAUCUCCUGAAGGAGAACAGGGGUCCAGAGAGAAUCAACAAUCUGUUGAUAUGCAACUUGACGCAAGAGUGCCUGAGGCUUCGAAUUCGUCGCCUGGUCCAUCGUUACAAUCGCAGCAGCACCUCGAAAGCUCGGCCCUCGACCCAGCCGCAUUGCCCACCAGUACCGCCCCUAGCACGCCCUGGGAUGCCAAAGAGGUACAACCCUCUGUUGAUGAUGGGAUGGUGCCCGAGGCUUCUGCGGACGAUAGCGUUGAGAGGGAACACAAUCUCAUUCUGGAUGCUAUACAAAGUAACGCAAAGGCGAACGCAGAUUUGAAUUCGCUUUACUCAGAAUUUACCCCACUUCCAGCUCCUAGGACUGCGAAAGAAGCCCUUUUACAAAAUGAAAUGUUUACAGAUUCAUUCUUUAGUGCUACUGGUGGGCCGACACCUAGGAUUGUUAGCUAUCCGGACCUACCCACUCAAAAGGAAGCUAAAGGCGUUGAAAAUGAUUCUGAGUCUGUUUCUGGAUCGGAACCUCGAAUACAGGCCUACGCUAAGUUGGAGUUUGACGACGGGCACUUUUACGUUAAUACCUAUUCGUUCAUUUUGGGCCGAGAUGUCCGUGCCGCCCGCGCCGCCUUUCAGCGAGAAUAUCAAUUGAAACAGCAAAAAGUUCAGCACGGGAAUGGAGUGCGAACUCCAAAGCGAAUGAAGUCGGAGGGGAGCCACGCAAUAAUGGGUAGCGUGAUUAGCGAUACUGGUGGCAUCAUGGGAUUUGACCCAGACGUUCCCCAGCAUUGCCCACCCCAAAUGAGUUGGAAGUCCUCUAAUUCCUCUAAUGGUCAUCAUAACCACCCGGUGCUGCAUAUGUCCCAAACGGAGCCGGACAUGACAACCCCGGUGGAACCGCCUAAGGUAAUGAAGGAUUACAAUGCCCUCGCGAUGGAAUCAUUGCAGAAUGGAAAUGAGCCAAAAAGGGUAGACACGCUUUCGUUGUUACCAACGCCAGAUUCCUGCCCGAUCAUACCGAUACAUCCGCCAUCGUCAGCCAAUGGCGUUCCCUCAUCUCAUCGUGGUAUCUCGAGAAAACAUGUCAAGAUCUCUUACAACUUCAACAGGAAUAUAUUCGAGAUGGAAGUUAUGGGGAGAAAUGGUGCCUUUAUGGGAGCAGAUUGGCUUGCACCAGGUCAGGUACGGCCUCUUCACAGUGGAGACUUUAUUCAAAUUGGAGGAGUGAGAGUGAGGUUCCUGCUUCCUGACGUUCCGAUUGGAGAUACGGGGUCCGAGAUGGUGGAUUCUCCAAUACCUGAUGCAUAUGAUGAGGUGUCUCCUCAACCGGAAGAAGAUGAUUCUCAGGCCAGAAGCGAUGCGGAAGUCGCUGAUAAUUCCGGCGAAGAUGAGCAGGAGACCAAAGACGCUGAAACAGCCAAAGUGAAGAAGCUCAAGGUUACGCUAUCAGAGCCAAAGCUGUCCCAUGAAGAAAGUCAAACUUCUUCCCAGCCAACUCGCCGCCGCGGCCCUGGACGUCCACCGAAGGACGGCAUUAUGUCGAAACGUGAGCGGGCUGAAAUAGCGCGUGAGCAGAAACUUGCUGCUCGCCGUGAAGCAAAUGGUGGGAUUACGCCGCCUCCGUCUAGUAAAAUCAAGGUUUCUAAGUCCGGCAAGGAAGGGGAAGCCGAAGAUCCAGUAGCAGUUAAACCAGAAAAGAGAAAAUACACCAAACGAAAGAAGCCGGAUUCUGGUCCUGGAGACUCUGUGGUCCAGUCCAUAGAAGGAGCCGAUGGAAGCGUUGCGCCGGUACAAGAAGAGCUUGUUAAGCCAACCCCUGUGAAGAAGCGCAAACCAUCCAGGUCAGUCUCCCCGAAUUACCCCCCGGAAAGCUUUUAUUCACCGAAGGAGCUCGGGAAACCGCCAUACAACUAUGCCGUGUUGAUUUACGAUGGGUUAUCAGAAUCCCCAACUCCCAUGACUUUGAAGCAGAUUUACAGAGCUUUGAAACUGAAAUAUCCGUACUUUCGCUUUAAAUGCGAAACAGAGGGCUGGACUUCUAGUGUGCGCCAUAAUCUGAACGGCAACUCCCAUCUCUUCAUGCACGCGGAACGAGAUGGCAAGGGUUGGUCGUGGAAACUGAUUCCAGGAGCAUCGGUUGACAAAGAAAAGAAACGCCGUCCAUCACCGCCUCCUGCUCCUCCUCCUCAGGACAUUCCUAAUCUCAAUAAUCAGCAUUUCGUACCGGGGGGACUGCGUCGGGUAUAA